AUGCGACGUAGCAUUGGUUGCUACAAGUUUUCAUGGACAGAGAUGACGGCACCGCAACAAGACAUUGUCUUACGAAGUCUACAAGUGAUGGUUUUUCGUGUGAAAAAUUCUGGCAAGGUUCUAGUUUACUGUUAUGCAGGAUUGGGUCGUACUGAACUCAUGGCAGCUUUCUAUUUGGUUUACAGUCAGCAUAUGCCAAGCGAGGAGGCCAUAAAGCUUGCUCGUCAAGCGACACCUAGGGAUAUUCAAUCUUCAAGUCAGGGCAAGUUUAUUUGCUAUUUUGAACGUCAUUUGUGGCGGCUGGCGCAGACAUUUCGGGUGGUGGUCUCUGAUGCCAUUGUAGACAUUGAGUUGUUUUUUUUUUUUUGCAACAACAACGUUUGGUGUUGCACGGGGGAGCGGCGGACAGUUACCAUUUUGUCCCUGUAG
Molecule: messenger RNA, 429 nt
Organism: Trypanosoma rangeli
Lineage: Eukaryota; Euglenozoa; Kinetoplastea; Trypanosomatida; Trypanosomatidae
Product: putative phosphatase
Exons: 1
Coding region: 1-429 (142 amino acids)
Biological process (GO): dephosphorylation; cilium assembly
Molecular function (GO): protein tyrosine phosphatase activity
Source: RefSeq, a predicted model, not a curated record